This is a messenger RNA of Daphnia pulex (common water flea), 11011 nucleotides long. Its product is annotated as sushi, von Willebrand factor type A, EGF and pentraxin domain-containing protein 1-like. Lineage: Eukaryota; Metazoa; Arthropoda; Branchiopoda; Diplostraca; Daphniidae. Bases 506 to 10834 code for a protein of 3442 amino acids. Gene Ontology annotation, molecular function: calcium ion binding. The transcript has 16 exons. The record is from RefSeq and is a predicted model, not a curated record.
UGUCGGCUCCAUUGGUGACCCAGAUGGCACCGCGCUCACAUCUCUCUUGCAUCCGUUUUAGAGAUCGAAUUUGCCUGUGUGUCGCCCAGUGAAUUUUCAUCCAUCUCUUCUCUGUGUAUUUUUAAAAAUAUAAACCCCAAUCUAUACUAGUGACAGUGUGUCCAGAGGCGAUUCAACACAUUUCAAUUAGACAUUUGUGUGUGUGUGUUUGACUUUUCUGUCGGAAAAAAACAAUCAUCGGAACCCCCCCCCCCCCCCCCCCUACGAUUCCGGCGGACUACAAAGUUUAUUUUUAGUCCAGCGCGUCUUGUGACAUUGUGUGUCUGUUACAUAUUGCCAAUCUCAAACUGAUUCUAUUUGAAUGGCACCAAGUGAUCCGUUUCAUCCGCUCAUUCUCUGGUUGGUUUGAUUCGACAACAUUUGAUUGAGAUUUAAUUAUUAGUGAACAAACAGCAAUCCAGCUUUGUUCAGUGGCUGUUGUUGUUAUCGUUUGGUCUGUCGCCAGAUGAUCAGAUUGGUUCAAGCCGGCUGGUCGAUCCUGGCCGGCCUGUUGCUGCUCCAGUCGCUCGACUGUUUAGCGGCCGCCCGCCAAGAUGAGCAGCCGGCCACGUCCGGCUCGUCGUCGUCUUUGGCGGCCUUCAAGAGCGCGUCCAUCGAGUACGAGCACUUUUUCAAUCACGGCACGACGGCCAAUCCCAAGAGCGGCCACCACAAGUUCAACAAGGAUCAACUGGGCGGCGGCAAACUGGAAAACGAAGUCCUCAAGUCCAAAGUGGAGGUCCUGGGCGAGGUGUUGAAGCAGCGCGUCCAGGCCCUGCGUCACGUGCCUGGGCAGAAAGUCGAAUUGGUUUUCCUGGUCGACUCGUCCGCCUCGGUCGGAGCCGAGAAUUUCUUCAACGAAUUGAAAUUCGUCAAGAAACUCCUGGCCGAUUUCACCGUGUCGGCCGACGCGGCCCGCGUGGCCGUCGUCACCUUCUCCUCCAAGAACCGCGUCGUCCGUCACAUCGAUCACGUCAGUCGGCUGGGACUGACCGGCCACCGGGAGCUCUCGGCGGACGGCGGUGGCGAUCCUAGGCACAAGUGCCGUCUGCUGGAACAGGAGCUGCCGGCCAUCGGCUACACGGGCGGAGGAACCUACACGUUGGGAGCUCUGCUGGAGGCCCAGUCGGUGCUGGAAGAGGCCCGGUCCGAGGCGGUCAAGGCCGUUUUCCUCAUCACCGACGGCUACUCGAACGGCGGCGAUCCUCGGCCGGCCGCCAAGCGGCUGCGUGAGCAAGGCGUCCGCAUUUUCACCUUCGGCAUCCGCAACGGCAACGUCAAGGAGCUGUACGACAUGGCCUCGGAGCCGGCCCAGGAGCACUCGUACAUUGUUGACAGUUUUGAGGAGUUUGAAGCGCUGGCCAGACGGGCCUUGCACGAGGAUUUGCAGACGGGCUCCUACCUGCCGCAGCGCAACCGAUCGGCCUGCGACCGGCUGUGCAGGGACCAAUCGGAAUGUUGCCAUCCGUCGGCCGAGUGCACCUGCGGCACCCACACCGGACACUACGCCUGCCUCUGCCCGCCCGGACACUACGGAACCGGAUUAAAAGACGAUUGUCACCCGUGUCCAGGUGGUACGUACCGAAGUGACGGCGGUCCAGGUGACUUGCGCUCCUGCCGCCAAUGUCCGGAUGAGAAUCACAUCUCGCCGCCGGGCAGCACGUCGGAAUCCCAGUGCCAAUGCCCGCGCGGCUACGUGCCGUCAGAGGAGGACGGCGGCCGGACGUGCCAACUGCUGGCCUGCCCCAAGCUGGACCCGCCGGCCAACGGCUACUUUGUCAAGCAGUCGUGCAACAGCGUCUUCAACGGAGCCUGCGGCAUCCGCUGCAACGGCGGCUACAAGCUGAUCGGAUCCAGCAUCCGCCUCUGCCAGGAGAACGGCACCUGGUCCGGCGAGGAGGCCGCCUGCCAGAUGCGCAGCUGCGGCUCGGUCCCGCCACCCAAGAACGGCAGGAUUGAGUGCACCUCCGACAGUUACGUCAUCGACAGCGAGUGCACCUUCAGCUGCGACGUCGGUUUCACCCUGGUCGGAUCACGCAAAAGAGUUUGCCUGCCCAUCGGCUACUGGGACGGCCUUCCGGCCUUUUGCAAACCGGUCUUUUGCAAUCCGCUACCCAAGGUGAUGAACGGGACGUGGGGGCCGUCCAAGUGCCCGCAAGCCAAGAUCCGUUACGGCGAGCACUGCAAUGCCACCUGCGCCACUGGGUUCGAGCUGCGCGGGCCGGCAGUCCGUCGCUGCUCCGAACUGGGGGCCUGGACCGAAGAAGAAGUUAAAACUCGAUGCGUCGAUGUGACCCCGCCGGAAAUCACCUGUCCGGCUGACGUGACGCUGGAUGCGGAAGCGGGUGAAAAUUUCGCCAGUUACUCCUGGGAUCAUCCGGUGGUGUCGGACAAUUCCGGCGCAGUGCCGGACGUCAUCAGCGUGCCGGCCGUGACGGAACAGCCGAUGCGCUUCCGGAUCGGCAACGCCACGGUGGCCUACAAAGCGCUGGAUCGGCGAGGCAACCAGGCCGAGUGCAGUUUCCAGGUGACGGUGCUGGACGGGCAGCCGCCGACGGUCGACCAAUGCGAGUCGCCGCCCACUUUUCUGCUCCGCGACCGGAACGCCAGCGUCGUCUGGGACGAGCCGGUGUUCAGCGACAAUUCCGGACGGCCGACGACGGUCGAGCGCUCCCACGAUCCGGGCCGUUUCCCACUGGGCGAGACGGAAGUCGUUUACACGGCCACCGACGAGUCCGGCAACAGUAAGACGUGCACGAUCGUCAUCCGCGUCCAGGAGCACGCCUGCCAUCUGCCCAUCGAUCCGAUCCACGGCCAGGCCAACUGCUCCCAGCAGCCGGACGCCGUUUACUGUUCGCUGACGUGUCACGACGGUUACGCCUUCGCCAUGCCACCACCUCGUAAUUAUUUUUGCGCCUACGACGGCCAGUGGCUGCCGGCCGACAGUCCGCUGCCUUUUCCCGACUGUUCCGUCACCACUCACUCGGAUGCGCUCAUCCAGGACGGCCUGUUGCGUCUCACUAAUGUUGGCCAAGGCUCGGAAGAGGAGAAAAUCUGCCAGGAUCCGUUCCUGAUGAGCCAAAUGGAGGGCCAUUUUAAGCGACGGCUGGCCGCCCGGCUGAACGAAAUCUGCGGCGACAACAUGAUCUGCCAGGUGGACGACCUCCAGGCCGAGUGCCGACAGGUGGUGGCCGAAUCGGACGAUGACCCGUCGAUGCUGGACGAGGACGGCCAGAAUUCGGUAGACUGGGAAGAGACCAACGAAAUAACCCGAUCCAGACGGAGCGUCACAGCUGGAAGGUAUCAACGUCAUUCAGUUGAUUGGUCUAAAAUAAUCCGGCGGAUGAAACGGAAUGCCAACAGCAACUCGACAAAAAGCAACGCGGAUAAAAGCAAAAAGAACAGCGGCAUGACGUUGGAGUUGCGCUUCAAAGUUUUAAGUCGAUUUCCUAAGAAAUCAAACGGGACGGAUGAGAUUUCGACGACGACGACAUCGAGGACGACGUCGCCGACGUUCAGUCGAUUGACGCCGGAGGUGAUGCUGAACGAAUUGAAUCAACUGCGGGCGUUGCUGACCGAAUCGGCUCUGUCGGGAGAGUUCAACGUCAAUUACACGGCCGGUCAACUGUUGAACGUCUUCGACGUCCAAUUCCAGGGCGACGUCGAGCGUCCAAAGUUCAGCUGCCCGGCGGGCAGCGUGCCCAUCAAGGCCAACGACAAUAAUAAUAAUAAUAAUGCGACGACUAGCAAUCACGAUUUCGCCCGCUGCGUCUACUGCCCGAUCGGCACCUUCUUCAACGUCGUCAACGAAGUCUGCGAGUCCUGCUCGCAAGGAUCCUACCAGCCGGAAGAGGGCCAGCUCUCCUGUUUGGUCUGCCCGCACAACACGUCCACCAAAGUCGUCAACGCCAAACGUUCCGACGAUUGCCAAGCUCAAUGCCUGGCUGGAAGUUACUCUCCAACCGGACUGGAACCGUGCAGCACUUGCCCGCAAGGGACGUACCAGACCGAGUACUCGCAGCGAAACUGCCUUCCUUGCCCGUCGGGUUCGACCACAUGGCGCCGAGGCGCCCGUCGUCUGGACGACUGCAAGUCCGUCUGUCCGCGAGGACUCGUUUCCGAGACUGGAUUGGCCCCCUGUUUCUCCUGCCCGGUCGGAUUCUACCAGCCGCUCAACGGUCAGAGAUUCUGCAUCCGCUGCCCGCGACGGUCGCCUUACACAGCCGGAAUUGGAGCCGUCAACCGGAUGGAAUGUCUGAGAACUCGACCUGUAACAGACGACAAUUACGUCAACGGAACGGACGAGUUUCCCGAGCCGGAAGCGACGGAAGAAUUCGAAGAAAUGACUUUGCUGGAAGUCAACGAAUGUUUUUCUCUGCCCUGUCAGAAUGGCGGCCAAUGCCGGACGCUGGACUUUGGAUACGUCUGCGAUUGCCCGGCCGGCUACACGGGUAUGCAGUGCCAGACGGACGUUGACGAUUGCGCCUCUCUGCCGUGUCUGAACGGCGCCACAUGCGUCGACGCCGUCAACAGUUACCAGUGCCUCUGCCCAGCCGGUUUCAGCGGCGCCCAGUGCCAGACGGACAUUGACGAGUGCCUGAGCGGGCCCUGUCACCCAGGCGCCACUUGCCUGGAUAAAAUCUUGGGCUACGUUUGCGUCUGCCCGCCCGGCAUGGCCGGCUCUCGCUGCGAACUCGAAGUCGACGAGUGUCUGAGUGGUCCGUGCCAAAACGGCGGCACCUGCUACGAUCGUGUGGCCAAUUACACGUGCGUCUGCCAGCCGGGCUGGGCCGGCAAACUCUGCGAGCAGGCCGUCGACGAGUGCCAGAGUCAGCCGUGCCUCAAUGGCGCCACUUGCGAAGAUUUGAUCGGCAAUUUCAUUUGCCACUGUCCGCUGGGCUACGACGGCCCACUUUGCCAGAACGACGUUGACGAAUGCCUGCCGGAACCCUGCGCGGCCGGAAGCACCUGCGUCAACCGACUGGGAUCCUUCGCUUGUUUGUGCCCGCCUGGAGUGGUCGGAUCGACUUGCGACACGGCCGUCAAUUCCGAUUUCAGUUUAGAAUUCACCAGCGCCGGCAAACUGGAUUACGCCGUCUGGGAGGGCGGACUGCGGACGGACGCCAGGCCGCUCAGACAGAUGACCAUGUGCGCCUGGAUCAAGACGACGGACCAGCAGAACUACGGCACCGUCUUCUCUUACGCCACCGACGACGAAGCCAAUUCGUUGACCCUGACGGACUAUUCCGGCUUCGUUCUCUACGUCAACGGCGCCAAAGUGGUGACGGACGUGACGGCCAACGACGGGCGUUGGCACCUGAUUUGCGCCACGUGGAAUUCACCGGACGGACAGUGGCGCAUCUACUCGGACGGAGAGCUCAAAGACAAGGGAUUCGGAUUGGCCAGCAAUUCGUCGAUCCAUCCCAACGGGACCGUCAUCCUCGGGCAGGAGCAGGACGUCCGCGCCGGAGGGUUCAGCAAUGCCGAAUCCUUCGUCGGCCAGCUGUACGGAGUCGAAUUGUGGGAUUCCGUCCUGGACGACCAACAAAUCGCCGGCCUGACCCUCUCCUGCCACCAGCCGGACAGCGAGUCCAGCAGCCAAUACCGUGGCAACCUCAUCACCUGGGCCGAUUUCAAGCACGGACUGCGCGGCGGAAUUCGAGUGGAGGAGUCGAUUUUUUGCCGCGGAUGCUCCGAUCCAAUUCCGCCGCAACACGGCGGAGUCAAAGUCGAAGGCAACGAGGCCGUCUACGAAUGCGAGCAGGGCUACCUCCUCUCGACUCCGUCGCCUCGUCGACCUUGUCUCGUCUACGGCGGAUGGUCCGGUCCCGAUCCGGAAUGCCAACGGGUCAGUUGCGGAUUUCCCGGAUACAUUCUCAACGGAUUGGUGAACGGAACCAAUUUCGUUUACGGUAACACCGUCUCCUACAAUUGCACGAGAGGCUUCCGCCUGUCCGGCGACGGAUUACGCACUUGCGAGGAAAACGGCCAAUGGAGCGGCUAUCCGCCCGAAUGCGUUCCGGUCACUUGUGAGCCACCCAUUCCGCCCGUCAACGGCUCCCAGAUUGAGCCGCCGGUGUCGCAAGAAUUCUACGCUGUCGGUGACCGGAUUACUUUUCAGUGUUCGACCGGCUUCCGGCUGGACGGACCGUAUUCCUUGACCUGCCAAGACGAAGGGCAAUGGGACGACGUUCUUCCGGUUUGUCAGCCUCUGGCUUGCACCCGCCCACCUUACGUCGAGCACGGCAUCGUCACCAACGGAGUGGCUGAAAUCCUUCCGGAAGAUCUGCCCCACUUUCUUGUGCCCGGCUCCAUCUUGACGUUCACUUGUCUGUUUGGUUACCAGCUGGAAUCAUCGGCCGAGGUCCAGUGCAGUCACGAAGGAUUCUGGAUCGGCCAGAUUCCGAAAUGCGUGCCCAUCCAAUGCGGAACGCCUCCGGAAAUUUAUCACGCCACCGUCCAGCUCUCUCGCCCGGAUAACGACCGAGUCGGAUCGGUGGCCUCUUACGUCUGCCAGUCGGGAUUCGAGCAUUUCGGUCCGGCCGAGCUUGAAUGCACCGAGAGUGGCACUUGGCUGGAUCGCAACAAACAAGCCACCCUGCCCGUCUGCAUGCCCGUCGACUGCGGCUCGCCGCCCACCGUCGACAACGGCGGAGUCUAUGCGGAAGAGCAGACUUUCGGAAGCAAAGCCCCGGUGACGUGUUAUUCCGGCUUCAAACUGAUGGGCGCCAGCAGCUGGAUCGAAUGCGGAGCCGAUAAUCGAUGGGGUGUCGCCCCUCAGUGUUUGCCCGUCGCCUGCGCCGAAGCCCCGCUCGUUCGCAACGGGACCCAAUCGGCCGCCGAACCGUUCGUCGCCGGAGAAAAACUGAGCUUCGCCUGCCAGGAUGGAUUCCGCAGCACGUCAUCCGACCUCCUAGUUUGCCUGGAAGAUGGCUCCUGGUCGGGCAACAUUCCCGAAUGCUUGCCGGAAGAGUGUCCUCCGCCGGAUGCGAUCGACAAUGGCGCCUGGCUCUACACGUCAGCUGUUGACGGUGAAAUGGUCAACGCCCAAACCGUUUUCUACACGGGUGCUGAAGUGGUUUACUCGUGUAACGAGGGCUUCCUGCUGGAGGGUGGAACACGACGAAGAUGUGCUGGAACAGUCGGCUGGAUGCCGCAAGGUCUACCUAAAUGCCGGACCCUGGCAUCGAUUUCCGGAAUCACGUGUCCAGCGUUGGACAACCCGGAUCACGGGACAAUUGUUGUCGAAGGUUUCGAAACGGGCCAACUGGCCACCUACGAAUGCGACACGGGCUUCCAGGCCGGCGCCACUUCGGGGCCGGCAACUCUGGUCUGCAAUUCGGACGGGACCUGGAGCGUUAACGACGCGGAAUCCAAUUCCAACGAGCCGUUCCGGUGCCAAGAAGUCGUUUGCAGCGAGCCGGAAACUCCCGCCAACGGGUCCGUCACUUUCACGUCCACCAAUUUCGGAUCGAAGGCGCUCUUCCGCUGCGAUCAAGGAUUCGUGCUGAGCGGAUCACAGCAGAGGACGUGCGGAAGCGAAGGCGAAUGGAUCGGCGGAGCCAAGCCCAAAUGCGUUCCUCGAACGUGUUCCAUGCCGGACAUUAUCGAGCACGGAUACAUCGGAUUCGAAGUGGGCGGAUCGGCCACCAGUCUGGGCACCGGAUCCGUCAUUCUUUACGACUGCGAGGAAGGAUACAAAUUAGUCGGAGCGCGGGAACGAUCCUGUUUGCCAUCCGGCGAUUGGACGGACGAAGAGCCGUCGUGCCAUCAGAUAUUUUGCGAGCGUCUGCCCAGCACCAUGGAGCACGGGACUGUCACGGGGGCCGAGGAGAACAUUUACGGUUCAGUCGUUCAAUUCGUUUGCCAUCCGGGAUACGAAUUAGACGGCCCGGAACGUUUGUCCUGCGAAGAUGACGAAAAUUGGAGCGGAAUAAUGCCCACCUGUCGCCCGGUGGAGUGUCCCAAUCCGGGCCUGGUUGCCAACAUAGUUGUUUCACUCAAACAAGCGGAUGUUCGAUUAGAUCCGGAAGUCUACCACUACGGCGACGUUUUAGUUUACACCUGCCGAAGAGGUUACGGAAUUGUCAAAUCCGACAACGAUUCCGGCGUUGUGGAGAGGCGCUGCUUGGCCGACGGCUCUUGGUCUUCCAAACCGCCCGUCUGUUCCAGAGUCUCCUGCCCGCCGGCCGUCAUUCCCCAGAAUGGGUACACAUCUCGUCCCGUUCAGAAUGAAGUGGCCAGCGUCAACGAAACGGAGGAAGCGGCCAUUGUUGGUCAAAUCAUCCACUACGGAUGCAAAAAAGGCUACCAGCUGAGCGACGACAGCCCCAAGGUGGCCAAAUGUCUGGAGACGGGCAAAUGGAAUGUCUCGCAAACGCCGACUUGUCAGCUGAUUCGGUGCCCUCAACCGCCCGUCGUCAAGAACGGCAAACUGGACGGAAACGGGAAAAAGGAAUACUCAUAUUUGGAUUCCGUCAAAUACGAAUGCGAUUUCGGAUUCCGCAUGACGGGCGAAGAUCAAGUGGCGUGCACUUUUUCGGGAGAUUGGGAAGAUCAGAUACCGACGUGCGUCCGAGCCAUUUGUCUGUCUGUCGACAUACUGGAAGACGGAAUCAUCACGCCCAUCUAUCCGCCGUCGGAAGGACAGAAAGCGGGCCGCCAACAGCGCCCAAUGGCAUUGAAAUUCUCCUGUCAAGACGGAUACGAUUUGGUGGGCAGCGCGUUGACCGAAUGCACGUCGACGGGCGAGUGGAAUCAUCCGUUUCCGGCUUGUGUUCCAUGGCCAUGCGAGUCUCCGCCGAUCCCGCCGAAUAGUCAAAUCCAAUCGACAGUCAUUCGACCGGAUAUCAUCACGGCGAUAGUCCGUUGCGAUCCCGGCUUUCGAUUACUCGGAUCGAAUUUAACUUGCGGUCCGGCCGGCAUUUGGAAAGGAAAAGCGGAAUGUGAAGCUCAGCUGUGUUCUCUUCCGAAACAACUGUCAACCGGGAAAGCAGUCAUCGGCGAUUUCAAAUUCACGCAACCGUUGAAGAGUUCGUACGGGUUUGGCGAGACGAUCCAGUUCAGUUGCCGGCUGGGCUAUGUGCUGGAAGACCCCCAAAUGUCGGCGCUAACCUGCGCCGAUGAUGGACAAUGGGACGAGCAGAAGAUUCCAGUUUGUAAACCCAUUCGCUGUCCAGAUGUCCAGGUGCCGAAACAUGGAACUGUCAGCGGAACGAGCUCAAUUUUGGACAGCCGGAUUACUUUCAGCUGCCAGGAAGGAUAUCAACUGAAUGGGGAGGAGCAAAUCACUUGCAGGCCGGACGGCACUUGGUCGCAUCCAGCAAUGCCCGUCUGUGUGACUCGUUCGUGUGGCGAUCCUCCGAAUAUCGACAAUGGAUUUGCCGUCGUCCGCGGCACAGGAGUCGGUGAUACGAUUUCCUACUCCUGUCAGACCGGACAUCGCCUUUCUGGAGUCGAAUCUAGAACAUGUUUGAGUAACGGUCGGUGGUCGGGAGAAGAUCCUGCCUGUGAUCCGGUGGUUUGUGCAGUACCGGAAGCCCCGGAACAUGGAUCCUGGACAGUAGGUGGUUUCGUUCCUGGCUCUACCAUUCGUUUCGAAUGCAAACCGGGUUUUACUCUGGUCGGUUCGGCCACUGUAACGUGUCUGACGGAUAAAUCGUGGAGCGAUCGCCCACCCAGUUGCCAGCUGAUUACUUGUCCACCUUUGAGAGAUCCGGAACACGGAACUGUCCAGUUGACCAAUUGGAUUUCGGACAAUCAAGAGCUCAAUAAUGACAUCAAUCAACAGCUGGCCGUGGGUUAUCAUUCUACGGCUCACUACAUGUGCAAUCGUGGAUAUCAACUAUUUGGCCCGGGUCAACGGACUUGCACGGACCAAGGAACAUGGAGCGAUCGAGGACCACAAUGUCAAAGAGUAUGGUGCCCUGAACCUCAAGCGCCAUUGCAAGGAUUUGUGAUGGGAACUGGCCGGCAGUAUGGCGACCGGGUUCGCUACGCUUGUAGCACCGGUUAUCGGUUAAUCGGGGCAGACGAUUCCACCUGCCAGGCGGAUGGAAUUUGGUCGACCGUGUCGCCUCAGUGUGAAGCUCUGACUUGCUUCGCGCCUCCUCCAGCCGUUCCCCACACGAUAGCUCCGGCAUCCGGAAAGCCAAUAACCACCGGAACGCAAAUGAUUCUUCGCUGCCAGGAAGGGUUCACACCGGUCGGUGACAUGACGCUUCAGUGUUUGCACAAUCAACAGUGGUCCACUGUCAAGGGCCAUUGCAAGAGAGUGCACUGCAGUCAUCCAGUUGCUAAAGGAACAGCUUCUGUGGUCGUCAUCAGUGGAGAGGCUGAUGCUGGAAGUGGACAGUACCAUUUCGGGGAUCGACUUCUUGUUAGCUGCAAACAUGGUCGCCAUCUAAAGGGAAGUAGUGCCAUAUUAGUUUGCCAGGCAGACGGCCAAUGGACGGGUCAGCCUCCGGUUUGCGAAUCUCAAUGCGAUGCGGUUUGUCUAAACGGAGGCUCCUGCAAUUCCAACAAUCGUAAAUGUACUUGUCAGCCAGGAUACAGCGGGGACCGUUGUCAACACGCUCAUUGCAUUCUGCCUUGCUUGCAUGGAGGCACUUGUAUUGCACCAUAUCGUUGUGCAUGUCGACCUGGACGCACUGGAGAACGAUGUCAAACACCUGUUUGUGACCAGCCGUGCUUAAAUGGAGGUCGCUGCGUUUCACCUAAUGUUUGUACGUGUCCACAUGGAACAGUAGGUCCUUCUUGUCGUAAGCGCAGUGAUAUCUUCUCUUCGAGAGGCUGAAACUUGAAUUGCUCUUCCGUUGGGCCCAAUCAUCAAGCUUCCUCUGUUGCAUGGAAAAUGUAGAAGCAAUGUAGAGAAGUUUUAAUUUGUUGCGUUUAACUGCAGCAUUAUCAUCUGAAUAAAAACUGUUUCCAUCAAAAUAUGAUAUUAUGUAAUACACGAGAUAUAGAAAAUGUA